AUGCCAUUCGACUUUUUGUGUUGUGUUAGACCUGGUGUAGAAGAUAUAGUGGAAUUAGAUUACUCUCACCAUUCAUUGACGGAUGUGCCGACGGAAGUGUUUGUCUACGAGAGGACUCUCGAAACGCUAUUAUGUCAAAGCAAUCGUAUCACCGAAUUACCGCGUCAGCUUUUUAUGUGUCAUGGCUUAAAGUAUUUAGAUCUGAGUGACAAUGAGCUUCAGGCCAUCCCCACAGCUAUAUCGUCGUUGGUUAACUUACAGCAUUUGAACCUAAGUAGAAACACCCUAGCAUCCAUACCGGAUAACAUGAAAUCAUUAAAAAAUUUGAUGUUUCUAGAUCUUAGUGUAAAUCCAUUAGAAAAAUUACCAGAAACCAUCACAAACUUAAUAGCAAUGCAAGAUUUAUAUUUAAAUGAUACAUAUCUAGAGUAUCUUCCUGGUAACUUCGGCCGUCUCGCAAAUUUACGAAUACUUGAACUAAGAGAUAAUUAUCUUAUGAUCCUCCCGAAAUCACUGUCAAGAUCAACUGACCUUUUAAGACUAGAUAUAGGUCAAAAUGAAUUUCAACAAUUUCCUGAAGUAAUUGGAAGAUUUUCCAAGUUAAAAGAACUUUGGAUUGAUAGCAAUAGCUUUACAAUAAUUCCAGCUGUCAUCAAGCCAUUGGACAACUUAGUACAUUUAGAAGCAAGCAAUAAUAUGAUUGAAGAGUUAGCACCUGAAAUUGGUUACUGCUCUCGUCUUGAAGAUCUCACUUUAUCAGUGAAUAGUCUCACACAACUUCCGGACACUAUUGGACAGUUAAGUAAUUUAACAGCCCUAAAGUUAGACAAUAAUAGACUUUACAGUAUACCAGACAGUAUAGGUCAGUUAAAAAAUUUAGAGGAGCUUAUGUUAAUGAGUAAUUAUAUAGACAAACUGCCAUCUUCCAUUGGUCUCUUGAGAAAACUACAAUAUUUAAAUGUCGAUGAAAACAUGUUAAGAGCUAUUCCUCCAGAAAUUGGAAGUUGUGUUAAAUUAUCUGUUCUGUCGGUCCGUUCUAAUAAAUUAACAAAAAUCCCACCUGAAAUUGGACAUCUUACUUCUUUGAGAGUUCUUAAUUUGGUUAGAAAUUCAUUGAGCUAUCUUCCCCAAUCCUUGUUGAAUUGUGAUAAUUUAGUGGCCCUUUGGCUCUCUGAAAAUCAAAGCAAACCAUUAGUGCCUAUGCAUUCUGAAGUAGAUCCAAAUACUUAUGAACAAGUUCUGACCUGUUUUCUCUUCCCUCAAGUGCCUUUAACUCCCAUAGACAUUAAAUUGGAGAAUGUGAAAUCAGAGGCACCAAGUGUUCCUCGACAUAUAAGCUUUGUGGACAUGAAACCAGCUGUAAAGAGCAAUGAAAAGCCUGGCCAGUUGAGACGAGCACCUACACCAUAUCCAAAAGAAUUAAGAGCUAUGGCAAAACAUGCACGAAAUAUUCAUAAAGACGGCACACAGGAUGUCCCCCCACCUAUGCAGAAUGCAGUUCAUAUCAAGGCUGCCAAAAUAACCCCAACAUUGCAACAGAGAUUUGCUUCUGAUAACAAAACUGAUAUAAAUAAUAUAAAUCCUGACAGUAAUGUUCCAGAUCCAAUGAAAGUGUCUGUCUAUGAUAAUUUACCACCUGAAAAUGCAUAUGACAAGCCCUUAGACCUAAACUACGAAGAGGACAAAACAUAUAAAAGUGUAGAUCAUGCUUUAUAUUCUGAUAAUAACACUGAAACCAUAUCAUAUAAGGAUGAAAAUGUGGACACUUGUGGAUUAGGUUCAUCACAUUAUACCAUUAAACAGAAUGAAAGAUAUUCCCCUCGGCAAGAAAUCACCAGAUCCAGUUCUUCAUUAGCGACUAACAAUUACAGAAGUCAUGCACAUGAAAAUAAAAAUUAUCCAAUGUCUGGUGAGCAUUCAUAUCAAUGUUCCGAUGAUACUUGUAAUCAGAUGCAAAGAUUAAGUGUUAGUGCUCAUGAAAGGCACUCUAGAGAAGAAACUAUUCUAAGUCCUCAAUUUCAUGAAAACCCAUAUGGUACAAGGUGUAGAAUAGAUAAUUUACCACAUUUUGAGCCCAUGUAUGCUAGGAAAGAGUCAGUAUGCCAUCCAGAAAACAAUUACCAUACUAAUACCUAUGCAAGCGAUGGCUUGCCUUGUGGUUCAGAAAAAAUUUAUCCCCCCAAAAACUAUGACGUAUUUAAUUAUCAUCCCCAUGUAGGUAGGGAUUUAACGGCCCCAAGAGUCCAUACUGUAAGUCAUAUGGUUAGUUCAACAACCAUGCCUAAUAUGUGUAAUUACAAUAACAUGUACCCCCCACCGAAUGUUGAUAGCAAUCAUUAUAAUGCAUUGCAUCAAACCGCAUCAACUAACUGUAACAUAUAUGAUAUGUCAGCAUCAAGUCCAACUUAUGUCCAAUCUCAAUCUCCGGAACUUUAUUCACCUACUGGUCACACAAAUGCUACAAAUCCAUAUCGCAUGACAAACACACCUCUCAUAUCGGACGAUGGUAGUUUUCCACAUGUACAACCUAUAUCUAGUCAUAAUAUGUAUGAGAUAUAUGAUGCUAUGCCAGCUUCAUCGAAUACACCUAGCGUUGUGAGUCAUCGACAUAGUCCUAGUGGACUUUCAGAGACUGUAUACAUGAGAGGUCAGCCCCCACCUUACCACAUUGCUGCUCCUUAUACAAAACAUGCUCAAUACUUUAACGGUACUGGGGGAUAG
Molecule: messenger RNA, 2721 nt
Organism: Danaus chrysippus (African queen)
Lineage: Eukaryota; Metazoa; Arthropoda; Insecta; Lepidoptera; Nymphalidae
Source: the annotation of a GenBank genome assembly